Molecule: messenger RNA, 2198 nt
Organism: Oncorhynchus kisutch (coho salmon)
Lineage: Eukaryota; Metazoa; Chordata; Actinopteri; Salmoniformes; Salmonidae
Product: dihydrolipoyl dehydrogenase, mitochondrial-like
Exons: 15
Coding region: 489-2012 (507 amino acids)
Biological process (GO): 2-oxoglutarate metabolic process; pyruvate metabolic process
Cellular component (GO): mitochondrion; oxoglutarate dehydrogenase complex
Molecular function (GO): flavin adenine dinucleotide binding; dihydrolipoyl dehydrogenase (NADH) activity
Source: RefSeq, a predicted model, not a curated record
GUUGGUAGUUGGGUGGGCUAUGGCCAGGUGCUGUGAUCUGUGAGCUGCUCUGACAGCUGGUGCUUAGAGUUAGUGAGGGAGAUAUGAGUCUCCAGCUUCAGUGAUUUUUGCAGUUUGUUCCAGUCAUUGGCAGCAGAGAACUGUAAGGAAAGGAGGAAUUGGCUUUGGGGGUGACCAGUGAAUUACGGGGAGUUUCAGGCCCUGGAGUGAACAUAAUUGGAGACUCGCAAAGUCGACUAAAAACGAGGGCUGAAAGGCUCACAUUGCAAACUUCUCUUGCUAGGCUAGUCAUUUGGAACGGUCCCCAAGAUGGUGACGGGGAUUCCCCCACGGGCCUAAGGCGAGAGGUGAAAUAUUUCUAUAACGCUUGUUUGGACGACCGGCAGUAUUUGCGUUUCCUGGAUUGUUAGUGCGCAAGCGCAAUCCCGUGAGUCCUUGGAUGAUCCGCUUGCUGUAGGUUACGCAGCCUGCAAAGGGACACUGACAAAAUGCAGAGCUGGAAUCAAGUAUAUCGCACUCUGGCAACGCGUAGCCACCAACUCCCGAAUAGGCUCCAGGGUGCAACUGUCUCUGUCAGAACAUACUCUGACAAAGCACAAAUUGAUGCUGAUGUCACAGUGGUGGGCUCUGGUCCUGGUGGAUAUGUUGCCGCAAUCAAAGCAGCCCAGCUUGGUUUCAAGACGGUGUGUGUGGAAAAGAAUCCCACCCUAGGCGGGACCUGUUUGAAUGUCGGCUGUAUCCCUUCAAAGGCCCUGCUGAACAACUCCUACCUGUACCACCAGGCCAAUGGCAAGGACUUUGAAAGCAGAGGCAUUGAAAUCUCGGGGAUCACAUUGAACCUGGAGAAGAUGAUGUCACAGAAGAGCGGGGCAGUCAAAGCACUGACUGGAGGCAUUGCACAUUUAUUCAAACAGAACAAGGUGACACAUGUGAACGGCUAUGGGAAGAUCACAGGCAAGAACCAGGUGACGGCCACGGCUGAGGACGGCAGCAUGCAGGUCAUCAACAGCAAGAACAUCCUCAUUGCCACUGGCUCCGAGGUCACGCCCUUUCCGGGGAUCGAGGUUGAUGAGGACACAGUGGUGUCCUCCACGGGAGCCCUGGACCUGAAGAAGGUGCCUGAGCAUCUCAUCGUCAUCGGAGCCGGAGUCAUCGGGGUGGAGCUGGGGUCAGUGUGGCAGCGUCUGGGCUCCAAGGUGACAGCGGUGGAGUUCCUGGGCCACGUGGGCGGCUUGGGCAUCGACAUGGAGAUCUCCAAGAACUUCCAACGCAUCCUUCAGAAGCAAGGCAUAAAGUUCAAGCUGGGCACCAAGGUCAUGGGCGCCACCAAGAGGCCCGACGGCCAGAUCGACGUGGCUGUGGAGGCGGCAGCCGGAGGGAAGAACGAGACUCUGACGUGUGACGUGCUGCUGGUGUGUAUCGGCAGACGGCCCUUCACCAGGAACCUGGGCCUGGAUACCGUGGGCCUGGAGCUGGACAACAGGGGACGCAUACCAGUCAACAACCGCUUCCAGACCAAAGUACCCAGUAUCUAUGCCAUUGGUGACGUGAUCGCCGGGCCCAUGCUGGCACACAAGGCGGAGGACGAGGGCAUCAUCUGCGUGGAAGGCAUGGCCGGGGGCGCCGUGCACAUCGACUACAACUGUGUCCCCUCUGUAGUCUACACACACCCCGAGGUGGCAUGGGUGGGGAAGACAGAGGAGCAGCUCAAAGAGGAGGGCAUCCCAUACAAGGUGGGAAAGUUCCCGUUUGCCGCCAACAGCCGAGCCAAAACCAACGCAGACACCGAUGGCCUGGUGAAGAUCCUCGGCCACAAGGAGACCGACAGGAUAUUGGGCGCUCACAUCCUGGGCUCUGGGGCAGGAGAGAUAAUCAACGAGGCGGCGCUCGCCAUGGAGUAUGGCGCGUCCUGCGAGGACGUUGCCAGAGUUUGCCACGCCCAUCCUACUGUGUCCGAGGCCUUCAGAGAAGCUAACCUUGCAGCCUCCUUCGGGAAAGCUAUCAACUUUUAACAACUGUCUUUGCCCGCACAGCUAUGUACAUAACAUAACCGUUUUGUCUCCAACAAUCAACGCACACAUAAUGUACCGUGACACCCUCAAGGAGAUACUCUAGAUACAUAAAGACAAACCGUGUACUACAUUUAAAUAUGGUAUGUAAAUGUUCUCAAUAAAGGGGGUUUGGGUGGUAAAAACAGA